Molecule: messenger RNA, 1656 nt
Organism: Centruroides sculpturatus (bark scorpion)
Lineage: Eukaryota; Metazoa; Arthropoda; Arachnida; Scorpiones; Buthidae
Exons: 3
Coding region: 669-1595 (308 amino acids)
Source: RefSeq, a predicted model, not a curated record
GAUUUAAAAAUAAUUUUUAAAUGUAAGAGGCUGUUUGUAAAUUAUGUCCGCAUUUUUCUUGAAAUUUUUAUUCCUCUAUCCCCUCUUGUCCCAGUUUGUCCAAGUUUUUUGUAUCCCCUCCCCCCCUCUUUGGACAUAAAACAAAACUUGAUCCCUUUAAAACCUUAAUUUCUUUAUGAAUGAUAGGUACCAUAAGUAGAAAGAAAACAUGCAAAAAAUUUUGAAAUAAAUAUAAUAAAAUGCAUAAAUUGUAUAAAAUUUAAUGAAAUAAAUGGACGUCUGCUCAAGCUUGACCCCCUCCCUUCCCAUUGUCCAAACUGUGGUAACCCCCUCUCUCCCUUCCAAUGUGGACAUUAUUUAUGGACAGUCCCUAAACACUGUAAUUAUAAGAAAUGUCCUAUUAUAUUUAGUAUCUAACUUAAACUGUAUUUACUUCAAGGUUGCAUCUUUAAUGUAAUGAGUUGUUAAUAUUUCAUGAUAUAUUUUCAGGCUAAUAAAGGAAACUCAAAGGGCAACAUCAAAUAUUUUAUUAAAUUUUUACAUAUAAAAGAAUGAUUAAAGAAAAAGUAUUUAAGUAAAUAUCCAUAUCAAAUGAAGUACAUAUGAUUUCAGUUCAGAGAAGCAAAUUAUAGAAGUAAAAAUAGUUUUAAUACCAGUACAUACAGAACAUGUUACCAAGAAAGAGUCAUAUUUGUGAUAUGAAUAAAAAAGUUAAAGAAGAAAUUGGUAUAGAAUCAGAAAAUGAGGAAGUUGAUGAAAACCAAACACAUGAUGAUAUUAAAAAUAAAUCUGAGAUAAAAGAUUGUGAAUCUAUAAGUGCAGUAAAUCAGCAUAUUCAAAAGGAAAUUUGCAACAUUCAUAGAGUAGAAAAUGAAGAAUAUAUUCUUCCUGAUGAUAAUGUACAAGAACAUGAGUUAGAUGGUGAAAAUAAAUCAAUGGAAAAUUCAAAGACUGAAGAUACUAUCAAUAACAGAAAGGAAUCAAAUUAUUCGAGCAACAGUGAAAAUACAAAUGAUAUGGAAGAUAAGAUUACAUCUGAAAGGAUUCCUUUAGAAAUGGAAGUAUACAACGGAGAUGAAUGUAUGGAAGAAUUCCAAAAUGCUGAUAAAAUUAUCAGAAUUACACAAAAAAGAGAAAGGAGAUGGUCAAAAGAGAGGCGACAAAGAUGGUUGGAUAAAGUUAAUCAAGAAACUUUGGAAAAAUUAAAAGAAUUAAAAGCAGAACAAAUGAGACUAAAGCAAUUGGAUGAAACAUCCAAAGAUAUUGAACUUGAAAGGAAAAUUCUUCUAGAUAGUGUACGUUAUCAGCAAAGUUUAAAUGAAGAUCCCGUCCAACGUAAAAGAAGAUUAGCUAAGGAGAGAAGGAGAAGAUGGUUAGCUAAACAGAGCCAAGAAUCUUUACAAAAUUUGAAAAGGGUACAGGCAGAACGAAAACGUUUAAAACGACUUAAUGAAACACCUGAAGAAAAGGCCAUCAGAAGGAAGAAAGAUGCUGAACGUCAUAGAGAAAUCAGACAAAACAACUUGCUCAAUCGUCAAAAUUUACAUGAAGAACCAAUUAAAAAGAGAAGAAAAUCAUCUAGAAGAAGAAGAUAACUAUAAAUUAAACUGAAAACUCAAAAUUUUAUAAAGUAAACAAUAUACACAAUAUGACAAA